Anopheles cruzii is the source of this 2067-nucleotide messenger RNA. Its product is annotated as transferrin. The record is from RefSeq and is a predicted model, not a curated record. The coding region runs from base 1 to 2067 and encodes 688 amino acids. Gene Ontology annotation, biological process: iron ion transport. The transcript is spliced from 8 exons. NCBI's taxonomy places the organism in Eukaryota, Metazoa, Arthropoda, Insecta, Diptera, Culicidae. Gene Ontology annotation, cellular component: recycling endosome; plasma membrane; early endosome.
AUGGGGAAGGCCCAGACGGACGCUUGUGCGUUGGACACCAGCGCUCAGACCGUUGGACCGCUCGCGAUGCGCGUUUGCGUUGUGGAGGGCAGCGGCAACUACAAGAAGGGUGUCCAAAACUGUCCGACAUUGGAGCGAAAGUCGAACCUACGGUGCGUGUACGGACUGGACCGGUUAGACUGCCUGCGGAAGGUGCAUAAGGGCAACGCAGAUUUUGCCGCCUUCUAUCCGGAAGACUUGCUCGCGGCCCGCUGGUCCGGUGUCGACAUUCUCGUAACGAGCGAGCUUCGCUUCCAUAAAGAACACUUCGAGUACCAAAUUGUGGUGGUCGUGGACAAUGAGGCUGAAAUUAAUACCGCACGGGAGCUGCGCGGCAGCAAGUUCUGUCACCCCGGGCACGGCCUCAAGAACCACUGGACGGAAGUGUUGGCCGAUUACUUCGAGAAGAGACUGACGCCACGCGAAUGUGAGGCCGAUCUGUCGCCGGUCGAAUCGAGACUCAAGUCCGUUUCAUCCUUCUUCGGCCCCUCAUGUCGGGCCGGCCCUUGGGUACCGGAUCCAGAAGAAGACCGCCGAUUAAAAAUCAAAUAUCCGUCCCUGUGCCAGUUGUGCUACAAUUCUUACCAGUGCGGCAUCGGUGACAAACACUGGGGCCGCCGAGGACCACUCUACUGCCUGACGAGUGGGGCCGGUGAAGUGGCCUGGGCGAGGCUGGAUGAUGUGCAGAGCCACUUCGGGUUCGGCGGACUGCCGGCGGAAGCCAACUCGUCAGAGUACAGUUUCCUCUGUUCCGAUGGUCACCUACAGCCACUGAACACGAGAAAACCGUGCGUUUGGGUUUCGAAACCCUGGCCAGCGAUUGCGGCACGAUCAAAAGUUGCCAUGCAAGUACAAGACUUGGUGGCGAAUCUAUCGCACGAUGACGUCAACAGUUGGCAGAAUGCGUUGCUGAUGGUACUGGAAACGUACCACGUCAAUGUGACCACACUGGACAGUGUUAUCACCGUGGAUGACUAUUUGGAUCAGGCGGUCGGGUUCCAGAAUGCGUACAACAAUCCGGGCUGCAAUCCGAGCCGAUCGAUAGUCUUCUGCACCAAGUCCCUGCUGGAGCUAUCGAAGUGUUCCUGGCUCCAGGAGGUGGCCAGUGUGUACGGUGUGGAGCCUGGGUUGCAGUGCAUUCGCGCGGAAAGCUUGGACCACUGUAUGGCCAAGGUACACUCCAAGGACGCCGAUGCGCUGAUCGUCGAUCAGGACAAUGCGCUGCGUGCCAACCGGGACUAUGGACUGCGGCCGAUACUGUACGAACACUCAUCCAAUGCCCUGCACAAGUACAUGAUCGUUGCCGUCGUUACUCGAAGCAUCCCAUUGAGGUCGGGUUAUGAUUUAAGAAACCGUAAGGCAUGCUUCCCGAGGUACGAAGGAGCCGCGCACCUGGCUGUGGUGACGUCACUUCAAAACCACUCGAUCGGGGACGUGCAAAACUUCUUCUCCGAUAGUUCCUGCAACUGGAAGCGCAACAGCCACUGUGGGUUGCGGUACGAUGGUGAGGACGGUGCCUUGCGCUGUUUGCAGGAAGGUGUCGGAGACGUGGCAUUUGUGAACUACGAUACGUUUAAGGCGUUGAAAGGUGUCAACGCAUCAAACGCACAAGACAUGACAAUAUUUUGUCCGUUCAAUCGACCGGUGAAGCAUCACGCUCUGUGCUACCUUGGCUGGACGGCGAUGGGAAGGAUAAUGGUGAACAACGAGACGGUCGCACGGCGGGAGAGAGAAAUCUACAACGCCCUCAAGGACAUCGACAAACUGUUUGGUCGCAAGAACGGCUACAAAGCGGAAGCGUUCAAUCUGUACGGUCCCUUCGAUGGUCGCAAUGAUGUGCUGUUCAAAGACGGCACGGAGAGCCUUCGGAGUGGCCAGGAAAUGUUGCGGGACAAGAGUGAUGGAUUCUUCGAGCCAGCGAACAUCGGGCAGGAACUCAGCUCCUCCUUCUGCCCGACGGCAGCCAACAACCGAUUGCUCGCCAUCGUGGUCUCUUUGGCAUUGGCACAGUUUUGGCGCGAAAGAUGA